Morus notabilis is the source of this 1297-nucleotide messenger RNA. Its product is annotated as glutathione S-transferase zeta class. The coding region runs from base 221 to 940 and encodes 239 amino acids. The transcript has 10 exons. Gene Ontology annotation, molecular function: maleylacetoacetate isomerase activity; glutathione transferase activity. NCBI's taxonomy places the organism in Eukaryota, Viridiplantae, Streptophyta, Magnoliopsida, Rosales, Moraceae. Gene Ontology annotation, biological process: glutathione metabolic process; L-phenylalanine catabolic process. The record is from RefSeq and is a predicted model, not a curated record. Gene Ontology annotation, cellular component: cytoplasm.
GUUGCGUUGCCAUUGAAUCGCUGAUUUCAUGCCUCAUCUCAUCUGUGCACCGCUCUUUUGGUAGCCUUCUCUGUGUUCAAACUGGCUGUCAGAGAAAUCAGAAGAAGAAAGACACUUGGGAUUUUCUCAUCGAAAAUGACGAUCAAAUUGAAUAAUAAUAAUAAUAGUAAUAGAAAAAAAGAAAAAACAGAAAGAGACAUAAGGACUAGCUAUAAAAGGGAUGUUAAGCGCCAACCAAAGAUUCUAUCAGUUUCUCCGUACCGUUCCCAGUUGCUGUUGCUUCGUUAUGGCGAAUCUGAAGCUUUAUUCCUAUUGGAGGAGUUCUUGUUCUUUCCGUGUGAGAAUCGCUCUCAAUUUGAAAGGGUUGAAGUACGAGUAUGUACCGGUGAACCUGCUCAAGGGAGAGCAACGCAGUCCAGAGUUUUUGAAGCUGAAUCCAAUUGGAUACGUGCCAGUACUAGUGGAUGGGGACAUGGUGUUGGCUGAUUCUCUUGCCAUCUUAUUGUACUUGGAUGAGAAGUACCCUCAGCAUCCCCUGUUGCCAAGUGAUCUGAGAAGAAAAGCCAUUAAUUUGCAGGCGGCAAACAUUGUUUCCUCGAGCAUACAGCCUCUUCAGAAUCUCGAUAUAAUGGACUACAUCAAACAAAAAGUGGGGCAAGCAGAGAUUGUUCCGUGGGUUCAAUAUCAUGUUCGAAAAGGCUUUGCCGCACUUGAAGAGUUGUUGAAAGAUCAGGCUGGGAGAUAUGCAACUGGAGACGAAGUUUUUCUGGCGGAUUUAUUCUUAGCACCCCAGCUCCAUUCUGCUAUUAAAAGGUUCAACCUUGACGUGACAGAGUUCCCUCUUCUGUCUAGGCUGAAUGAGGCUUACAGCCAGCUACCAGCAUUUCGAGAUGCUUUGCCAGAAAAGCAGCCAGAUGCUCCUUCCUCAGGCACUGCUUAGACAAAUGGUUUUGGCGUAAAAAGACAUACUGUGUCAAUGAAAAAACAAACUGGAGAAUAAAUUAGAUAAGUAGUAUAUAUGCAAACUAAUAGAAAUAACGACUUGGAUAGUGUCAAACCUAAGGUUAAGGGCUAUAGCCACUUUCACGCAUCGUUUGUUUGUUCAUUGCAUGGCCUAUUCCAUUUUCAUCCUACUAUCUAUUACUUAAAAUAGAAUAAAGUUGUUUUGGCCUGUUUGGUAGUGCUUUUGGAAGCCCCAAAAAUCCUUUGCGCUGAAUUCAUUGUAUGUAAUGUGUAUGGUACACAUGUGUUCACAAAAUACUUAGAAAAAGUUUGGAUUUUUAAUUUUUGUUUCCUA